AUGGUUGAUAAAUUAUCAGCAGAACAAAUUGUGGAGUUCAAAAAAGCUUUCGCCUUCUUUGAUAAAGAUGGCAAUGGAAGUAUUACAGCAGAUGAAGUAAGCUCAGUUAUGGUGUCCCUGGGUUUGGAUCCUUCAACAGUGGACCUCCGGAAGUGUAUUGAUGAGGUGGAUGGGGAUGGCAGCGGUGGGAUCGACAUGGAUGAGUUUAUCGAAAUGAUGGCCACCACCUUGUUAGGAAGUGACAGUGACACUAGUAGUGAUACUAGUUGCACUGAGGAUGACGAAGAUGAAGAAGAAGAUGACAAAGAUGAAGUUACCAUGGAAAAAAAAUGUGUAGAAGCAGAAGUGAAAGGUGGAGAUGACGUGGCAGAGAACACAGCCAAAACAGUGAAGAAAAAAGAGGAAACAGUAGAAGAGACGAAAGAGCAGGAGGAAGAGCCAGAAAAUCCUGUGACAAUAUUAGUUAGUGAGGAAGAACCCUCGUUGUUUGAUGCCUUUCGUACAUUCGACAAGGAUGGUGAUGGUUUUGUCAGCGCUGAUGAAAUUCGUCAGGUUACAGCAGAGCUUGGCGACAAGUUUACUGAUAAAGAAGUGGAAGAUAUGAUUCGCGAUGCCGACGCUGAUGGUGAUGGCCAAAUCGACUAUGAGGAGUUUGCAAGAAUGAUGGAAGGCAAAUAA
Molecule: messenger RNA, 678 nt
Organism: Saccoglossus kowalevskii
Lineage: Eukaryota; Metazoa; Hemichordata; Enteropneusta; Harrimaniidae
Source: RefSeq, a predicted model, not a curated record